Messenger RNA from Alternaria burnsii, 810 nucleotides. RefSeq names its product carboxylic ester hydrolase. Gene Ontology annotation, molecular function: acetate transmembrane transporter activity. The coding region runs from base 1 to 810 and encodes 269 amino acids. The record is from RefSeq and is a predicted model, not a curated record. NCBI's taxonomy places the organism in Eukaryota, Fungi, Ascomycota, Dothideomycetes, Pleosporales, Pleosporaceae. The transcript has 2 exons. Gene Ontology annotation, cellular component: plasma membrane.
AUGGCGUUAGACGUCCGUCACGAAUCCGAAAAACUUGACAAAACACUCCAACAAACCCCCGGCAUCCAGAUUUUUCUCCAGCCCAUCGCACCCCCAGCUGCUCUAGGUCUCGCUGGUUUCGCAGGCUCAACAUGGAUAACCUCAUCCUACAUCGCUAACUGGUGGGGCGGACCUGAAUCACCGACCAUUUUCUUCCCAUUCGUAGGUCUGUUCGGCGGACUAGCGCAAUUCAUUGCAGGGCUGUAUGGGUUCAAAGCAAGAGAUACAUUGGUGACUGUGAUCAACACCAUGUGGGGAAGUUUCUGGAUUAGUAUUGGGAUUCUAUAUGCUUUCGUCGCGGCCGGCGCUCUGGAAGCACACGAAGUGCAUACGCAUUUUCCCGAACUCGCGUCUUGGUUCGUGAUCCUCUGUGUUUUCACGUGGUCGGGAGCACUCGCUGCUACAGCAAGGGAUGUUGUUCUUAGCGUUUGCCUCUUCUCUCUAGCCAUUGGAAGUACAAUCGCUUGCUGCAUGUUCGCAUACAACGGUCGCCCUUCUUCGGCAGCGGAUACGAGUGCAUCGGGCGACAGUCUUUCUGGCGGAGUAACCAUGGGUAUGAAAGCUGCCAGCUACUUCUGGAUGUUGAGCGCGCUUUGCGCCUGGUGGAGAGUGACAGUAUAUCUUGUUGAGGAGGCAUAUGGUCCCGAUCACACAAUCACCAAGUUCUUCCCUAUUGGCAGGACACCUAUGGAGAGGAAGGCGCCUUUGGUUAUUCCCGGGCUGGGUGAGCCGGGUGUUAAGAGGGGUGUUCCGAAGCCACUGCCAGUGUAA